GAAAGGGGUUCUUUGUAUUAUAUUUAAAGGGAUGUCUAUCGUGUUUUUUUCCUGCCUGAAGCGAGAAAGGUGUGUGGUCAGCCUGCCCUAAUCCAGCUAAACCACAGAGAGGCACUCGAGCUCUGUCCUGGGACCCAUUUGUCAUAUUUGGCGAAUGCUUUACGACCUGAUUCGUCAAGUGACCUGAAAGCCUCCAACCAAACCGUCCAAAUGAGAGUAAACCUGUAAAAAUGGUCGUUUUUGGAAGCGUGUGUGCGUAAUGUGGCACAAGUGGAAUGACAGGCGCGCCACAUGAACGUGCAUGGUCACUUCACAUGCAGAGCGCGUUUGUGGAGAACACUGGCGGGCUGUGUGUGCGUCCUUCACACUUUUCCUGCGUAAGAGAGGCUCACGCAGAAACAGACAGACGUGACGCGCUGUCAUUUUGCUCCUUUGUUGUGGAGUAAUUCCUGUCGGAGUCUGAGGAGGAUCGAGAGUCUGCUUCCGUCCGCGUUCUCGCUGUGAGAUGGAAUCAGGAAACUGAGAAGGAGAGGAGAACGUGUUCAGAAUACAAAGGAGGACAACUAUUGACACCUUCAGCCCAGCAGUCCGCUGUGCGCCCGAACAAAGAUACGAGGACAUUACAGCAAAAGAUUGGGCUUCAUAUCGAUCUGUCACUCCGCGAUUCCUCCAUAAAGACGUUUUUUUUUAAAAAAAUCCUCAUUUUAUCUUGCUUCUGCUCCAAACUGGCUGCCAGCCAUCGGCUCCCUUCAAAGCGCACAGAAACCCGAUCAUUUCUCCAAAGACGAAUCAAGCCAGACGCGUUUCGUGUGUGUCUCUGAAAUUCUCCAAGUUGUUUUUUUCUUUUCUUUUAAAAUCUCGGAUCUGGAUCUGUAUUAUGGCUUCACUGUAUCAGAGAUUCAGCGGAAAGAUCAACACGAACAAUUCCUUUCCGCAUCCACCUGAGGCCAGCCACCUUCUCGGUGGUCAGGCUGCAGACGAGGAGAACGGAGCGAAGCCCCCUCAUCCACUCACCGACGGCAGACCCUACGGCCAGCACCGCAAAAAGUGUUUGCGGGAGGAUGAGGACGACCUGGUGGGCAGUGCGCCGCCUCAGAGGAACUGGAAGGGAAUUGCAAUCGCCCUGCUGGUCAUCCUAAUCAUCUGCUCCCUGAUUGUCACUUCUGUAAUUCUUCUCACCCCCAGUGAAGACGACAGCCUCGCCCUUAAAAAGAAGAUAACCAUAGAAGAUGUCUUUGGUCCAGACCUUCACAUCCAUGAUCCGGAUGCUAAGUGGCUCAGCGAGAAUGAAUUGAUGUUCCGAUCAAGGAACGGGAAUGUCAUCAGGCUCAACGUCGAAACAAAAGAAACGAGGACCGUCGUGCCCAAGCAGCUCUUCGACAGAUCCAAGGCCUCCAAGUACCAAGUGUCCCCAGACAUGCAGCAUGUCCUGUUUGCCUUUGAUGUGAAACCAAUCUACCAACACUCCUAUGUGGCCAAGUACAUUAUUUACAGCCUUGUGAAACAGGACAGUUGGCCUCUAAAUCCUCCUGAGGUUCAAGAAGCUGUUCUCCAGUUUGCCGGAUGGGGACCUCAAGGCCAACAGCUGAUCUUCGUAUUUGAAAACAACAUUUACUACAGAGCGACGGUGGAGAGCCGAUCCAUCCGCCUGGUUUCCACCGGGAAAGAGGGAGUGGUCUUCAACGGACUCGCUGACUGGCUCUAUGAAGAGGAGAUCCUGCAGACCCACAUCACUCACUGGUGGUCUCCAGACGGCCUCCGUUUGGCCUACAUGACCAUCAACGACACUCUGGUGCCGAAAAUGGAGGUCCCGUUUUUCACAGGCUCUGCAUAUCCCGCCAGCCUGGAUUAUCAUUAUCCAAAGGCUGGGAAGGAGAAUCCGACGGUUCACCUGUCAGUCGUAAACCUCCACGGGCCCCUGCACACGGUGGUGAUGAAAAAACCAGACGACCCCCGAAUAAGGAGGGAAUAUUACAUCACCAUGGUGAAGUGGGCCACCAACACCAAACUGGCUGUCAACUGGCUGAACAGAGCGCAGAACAACUCCAUCCUGACUCUGUGUGAAGCCACCACUGGAGUCUGUGUAAAGAAACAUGAAGAUGAAAGUGAAAGCUGGCUGCAUCGACAGAAUGAACAGCCACUGUUUUCCAAAGAUGGACACAAGUUCUUCUUCACCAGGGCCAUCCCUCAAGGUGGGAGGGGGAAGUUUUUCCACAUCUCCAUGUCCACCUCACUGCCUAACAGCAGCACAGACAUCCUCCAGAGCCUGACCUCCGGGGACUGGGACGUCACCCGCAUCCUGGCCUACAACCACGAACAGAACCUCAUAUAUUUUCUGAGCACUGAGGACGACCCAAAGCGGCGGCACUUGUACAGCGCUGACACCAUCCCUCCCUUCAACCGCUGCUGCCUGUCCUGUGAGUUCAAGUGCGGCUAUGUGGACGUGUCAUUCAGCCACAACAUGCAAUACUUCCUUCUCAACUGCAAAGGCCCAGACAUACCGAGUGUAGCUGUGUACAGAACUGAGGACAAACAGAAGAUGUACGACGUGGAGACAAACCAGCAAGUGAACAGCACCUACAACAACCUGCAGACACCCAAAGUGGAGAAUAAGACCAUCAACAUAGACGAUUACACUCUGACGAUGCAGAUUCUGAAGCCAGCUGGAUUCAUAAACACAGCCAGCUACCCGUUACUGCUGCUCGUAGACGGCACCCCCGGUGGACAGAUGGUGACAGAGCAGUUCCAGGUGGACUGGGCCACGGUUCUGGUCAGCAGCUUCAGCACCAUUGUGAUCCGCUUUGACGGCCACGGCAGCGGAUUUCAGGGCACCAACCUCCUCCACAAGGUCCGCAGGAAACUGGGGAAGCUGGAGGAGAGGGACCAGCUGGAGGCACUCAGGGUUAUUUCCAAAGAGCCUUACAUCGAUAAAAGUCGCAUGGGGGUUUAUGGAAAGGCGUAUGGAGGAUAUUUAGCAACAAUGCUUUUGAGCUCGGAGGAGUUCACACAACUGAAGUGUGGAGCCGCCGUCUCUCCCAUCACAGACUUUGAGCUUUAUGCUUCUGCGUUUUCUGAGCGUUACCUUGGCCCAAAGACAGACUCCAGAGUUUAUGCAAUGACAAACUUGGCAAACAGAGCCGGCCAGCUGCUGGAGAAACAGUACUUAAUAAUUCACCCCACUGCUGAUGAAAAAGUUCACUUCCAGCACACAGCCAAAUUUAUUAACCAUUUAAUCAGCGAGAAGGCCAAUUACACUCUACAGAUUUACCCAGACGAGGGUCACUUCCUGCACAGCGAGGGGGCACGGCAACACCUGAGCCAGUCCCUGGUCAACUUCUUUGAGGAGUGCUUCCGAGUGCCGGAGAUGCCGACAGAAGACCAGCAGGAAGAAAAUGAGGACGACAGCUAAGCCUGAUCCUUUAGCAGUCGGACCGCAGCACAAUAUGCAACCAAUUCUUCUCUCCCAGUAAAUGCACAGACCUCCUCCCAGCACUCCAGUCUGAUUCUGCCUCACCUGCAUGUGAAACAGGGCCUCUGCUCACACCCCCCUCGUAUGAUUGCUGCUGCGGCAGGCAGAGGUGGUGAAGAACAGCCUCAGCUCUCCCUGAAUGAGCGGACCAGCACUCCCUCUGGAGUCCAAACGAAGGGUCGCCUUCUAAAUUUGAAACAUUCUCCUCCGCUCUGAAGCAGGACGCACUUGCAGCAUAACGAAACCCCACGAGGACAUCUCAUCACAUAAAGAUCGGACUUUUUACGAAGCUGCCAGUUUGUGAUAACUUUGCCAACUAACUUGCUGAAAGCAGUGGUCAUCAGUGUUUCUUGCUACUUGUUUCUACUCGUUUCUGUCCAGUGUCUUGCGGUGACGGUCUGCUGUGUGCGAGUGGACAUCUACCUGCAGUCCUGCGUUGCUUUAGAGACAAGCACACAAUGUUUUACUUGUGUUGUACUCAAAACGUCGACAAAAAAAAGGUAUCUAAAGUCAUCCUUUCAGUGUUCACACACUCGUGACAUUACCUGGUGUUGUUUUAGUCACUGUGCCUUACAGCGGGGUCGGGACGGUCAGGCCGGGAGCCCAACACAAAACCACCAAACAUGAGAAGGAAACGUUUGGAGCAAAAGUUUGUCUCUCUUCUCCUCGGUUUCUUGGAAAGAGCCGACCCAUAAAUGUAAACAGUAUUUGGUUUGGAGUUUGUCAAUAUUUCCAAUCCAAAGCUGUGAGUUAACCGCUUCUUUUCCUCAGUGAAUUUCCUUGUGUUCUUGACUCGGUCCUCUUCAUGUCCCUUCUGUUAGAAUAUUAUCAGUGGUUUCUAGACAGCUGAUGUACAAAGUGUAUAAACUUACAUUGUUUUUAUGUCUUUAUGUUGUAUGUGCAACUUGUAUAUAUAAAGCAUUUUGAAAUGCA
Oryzias latipes (Japanese medaka) is the source of this 4402-nucleotide messenger RNA. RefSeq names its product A-type potassium channel modulatory protein DPP6. Gene Ontology annotation, biological process: regulation of potassium ion transmembrane transport; proteolysis. Lineage: Eukaryota; Metazoa; Chordata; Actinopteri; Beloniformes; Adrianichthyidae. The record is from RefSeq and is a predicted model, not a curated record. Gene Ontology annotation, molecular function: potassium channel regulator activity; serine-type peptidase activity. Gene Ontology annotation, cellular component: voltage-gated potassium channel complex; plasma membrane.